Sorghum bicolor (sorghum) is the source of this 1165-nucleotide messenger RNA. RefSeq lists its product as uncharacterized. The record is from RefSeq and is a predicted model, not a curated record. Bases 205 to 987 code for a protein of 260 amino acids. The transcript is spliced from 2 exons. Lineage: Eukaryota; Viridiplantae; Streptophyta; Magnoliopsida; Poales; Poaceae. Gene Ontology annotation, molecular function: nucleic acid binding; zinc ion binding.
ACCAACUGGGUGUCGUUGAUUCCAACACUCAACGGGACCAACUACAAGUUGUGGCAUCAGCAGUAUGAGUUAGCCCUUGUCAUGACAGACAAUGCCUUAGCCUUCAACGAACCGUGACCUGUUGAACCAGCAGAACCGGUGCGUGAAGAGAAUGAGACUGAGGCAGCGUUUGCGACACGCAAGCGUGACCAUGCCACAGUGAGAAUGAGUUAUGACCUUACAAAGAAGCAAUGGGACAAUUCAAAUAAGAAAUGUCUGACACUGGCUAAGGCUACUAUUUCAGAGCCUAUUAGGGGAUCACUUCCUGAGUGUGCCACCAUCACUGAGUACUUAGAGAAGGUCAAGAACCAGUUUCAUGGGACCACUAAGACCCAAGCUAGCAUGCUUAUUAGAGAACUCAUUACUAAGAAGUACACAGGUGGUGGUGUCAGAGAGCACAUACUGAGAUUGAACUCCUUAGCAUCUAAGCUCGCCUCGAUGAAGAUGGAACUUCCAGAACCAUUUAUCAUUCAUGUGAUUUUUUCCUCUCUGCCUAAGGAGUUUGAGGCUUUUGUUGUGAGCUACAACAUGGCACCUGAGGAAUGGAACUUAGAUAAGCUCAUUGGUCAGUGUGUGCAGGAGGAGGAGAGACUUAAGGACUCAUGGGGAGACUCUGCUCUUUUUGUGAGAGAUAAUAAGAAAAAGUUCUACAAUAAGAAUGCCAAACCACAAGGGAAACCAAAGUGGGAUGGCAGCUCCUCCUCUAGUGCUCAGACUAAGGCCCCUCAUGGAAAGGCACCUCAGCAACCUCAGCAGGACAACAGGGCCCAGGGUGACAACAAGCCACAAUACACCAACAAAAAGAAGCCCUGGCUUGACCCUGAUCAGUGCUUGUUCUGUGAGAACAGAGGCCACAUGCAAAAGGAUUGCAUUGGUUUCCUGAAAUUCUGUAAUAGAAAAGGGAUUCCAUACGAGGAGAACCCUGCAAAAAGGAGAAAGAACAAUUAAGGUGGCAAAUGGAGUACAUGCCGACGUCGAAGCCAUUGGCGACUUGUCUUUAGCAUUAUUAGAUGGUUUUGUACUUAGGCUAUCAGAUGUACUUUUUGUUCCCUCUUUGCAUCGCAACUUAAUAAGUGUUUCUAAAUUAGAUGAUGAUGGAUUGGCAUGCCAUUUUGGAGAUGGCAAA